Messenger RNA from Camelina sativa (false flax), 2726 nucleotides. RefSeq lists its product as uncharacterized. The record is from RefSeq and is a predicted model, not a curated record. Gene Ontology annotation, molecular function: zinc ion binding; protein binding. NCBI's taxonomy places the organism in Eukaryota, Viridiplantae, Streptophyta, Magnoliopsida, Brassicales, Brassicaceae.
UUCUGCAUUUGUUUCUCGAAGCAAAAAAAAAAAAAAAAACUCCGACUUUCAAAUUUGCCUGAAACGAGAACUCAGUGCUGUGGUCUAUCUCUUUCACCUUGGCCUUAUCAAAAGAUUCCUUUUUGCUGUAAAUUUUAAGGUUUUUGGUUAUGGCGACGAAGAAAGUGAUAGCUAUAUGUCAGUCAGGGGGAGAGUUUGUGACUAAUAAAGAUGGAUCAUUAGCUUAUUCCGGUGGUGAUGCUUAUGCCAUAGACAUCGAUCAAGACACUUCCAUGAGUGAUUUCAAAUCCGAAUUAGCUGAAAAUUUCGGGUUUAGUUGGGAGACUAUGACACUUAAGUACUUCCUCCCUGGAAACAAGAAAACUUUAAUUACCAUCUCUAAAGAUAAAGAUUUCAAACGCAUGGUUAGCUUCUCAGCAGACGCAGCAAAUGUCGAGAUAUUCGUUUUACCCGAAGAAGCUGAUGCCAGGAACGUCUCCAACAUGCCAGCUAGUCGAUCAAGUAGGACGACUGCAUCGGAAGCAGUGGUACCUGUAGCUUCUGCAGGAGAUAUAGUCGUGGGGGAUGAUGAUAUGAUAACAGAUGACUUUCAGAUUGAAAUAGGAAUGAUGCCUGAAGAAAGCAGUCCUUUGCCUGGAAAUUUUGUUUUGACUGACGAGAAACAGCAUAUAAAAGCCGCGCAGCAGUGGGAAAACGCAAUCACUGGUGUUGAUCAAAGGUUCAACAGCUUUACAGAGUUCCGAGAUGUGUUGCACAAGUACUCGAUCGCUCAUGGGUUUACUUACAAGUACAAGAAGAACGAUAGUCAUCGUGUCUCAGUCAAAUGCAAGGCUCAAGGUUGUCCAUGGCGUAUCACUGCGUCGAGGCUUUCGACUACGCAGCUGAUUUGCAUCAAGAAAAUGAAUUCAAGGCACACGUGUGAGAGAGCGGUUGUGAAAGCUGGGUACCGUGCAACAAGAGGUUGGAUUGGAAGUAUUAUCAAGGAGAAGUUGAAAGCCUUUCCGGAUUACAAACCAAAGGAUAUUGCAGAGGAUAUAAAAAGAGAGUAUGGGAUUCAACUGAAUUACUCACAGGCAUGGAGAGCUAAAGAGAUCGCUAGAGAGCAGCUUCAAGGUUCUUAUAAAGAGGCGUAUAGUCAACUUCCUUCUUUCUGCGAGAAGAUCACGGAGACAAAUCCUGGAAGUAUCGCCACUUUCAUGACAAAAGAAGAUUCGAGCUUCCAUCGCCUUUUCAUAUCGUUCUACGCAUCAAUAUCUGGGUUUAGACAAGGUUGUCGCCCUCUCCUUUUCCUAGACAGCGCUGUCUUGAACUCUAAGUACCAAGGGGUUAUGCUUGUUGCUACAGCUCCUGACGCAGAAGAUGGAAUAUUUCCAGUAGCUUUUGCAGUUGUGGAUUCUGAGACAGAAGAAAACUGGGUUUGGUUUUUGGAGAAUCUCAAAUUGGCAUUGGCCGAGCCUCGGACAAUCACAUUUGUCGCAGAUUUCCAAAACGGUCAGAAGAAUGCAUUGCCGCUGGUAUUUGAAAAAGGACAGCAUCAUGCCUAUUGUCUGCGUCACCUAGCCAAGAAAUUAAAUACGGACUUGCAGGCGCAGUUUUCUCAUGAAGCAAGACGGUUUAUGCUCAACGACUUCUAUGCUGCAGCUUAUGCUACACAACCCGAGGCAUAUUACCGUUCCUUGGAGAAUAUAAAAAAUAUUUCCCCUGAUGCUUACACUUGGGUUAUAGAAAGUGAACCAUUCCAUUGGGCAAAUGCUUUGUUUGAAGGAGAGAGAUAUAACCACAUGAACUCCACUUUUGGGCUAGAUUUCUACAGCUGGGUUUCCGAAGCACAUGAGUUGCCCAUAACGCAAAUGAUAGACCAACUUAGAGCAAAGUUGAUGCAAUCGAUAUAUACCCAUCAGGUACAAUCCAGGGAAUGGGUUACAACCCUAACACCAACCAACGAGGAGAAGCUACAAAAAGAAAUAGAACUUGCAAGGUCACUUCAGGUUUCAGCGCCUCACAAUAGCUUAUUCGAGGUUCAUGGUGAAUCCCUCAACUUAGUUGAUAUCAAUCAGUGUGAUUGCGACUGUAAGGUAUGGAGAAUUACUGGUUUACCAUGUAGCCACGCAGUUGCAGUGAUUGAAUGUAUCGGGAAAAGCCCUUAUGAUUACUGCUCCAGAUACUUUACCUCAGACAGUUACCGUUCAACGUAUGCUGAGUCCAUUAACCCUGUCCCUAACACCACAAUGACGAUGAUGAUGGUGGAGGAACCGCCCGUUGAGGGGGUUGUUUCAGUUACUCCACCGCCCACAAGACGAACACCACCAGGGAGGCCAAAGAGUAAGCAGGUGGAACCACUAGACAUGAUCAAGCGUCAGCUCCAGUGUAGCAACUGCAAGGGUUUAGGACACAACAAGAAGACCUGCAAAGCUGUAUCUUAAGUGUAGAGAUAAGAGUUUUGUAAAGAAAGGAGACGGUUAGGACAAAUUGUAGUAAUAGUUAUAUUAUAGAACUUUAUAUAGCUGAUUUUGCCCAACUUUUUGGAUUUAAUUCUUGUUGGUUGAGUUUUUGGAGUGUGAUCUUUUAAGGGUAAAGAUCACAGUCAGGUUGAGACCAAAGCGAAUUCCUAAAUGGCAUCAAACUUGAUGGGAGAUUUUACAGCAAUUGUGCAAAUACAUUUUGUUGUAUUGGAUUCGAUGGUUUCCCAAUCUUAUAACAUUUUUUUGUAUGCAUAUUUUAAGUCA